Molecule: messenger RNA, 1050 nt
Organism: Rhagoletis zephyria (snowberry fruit fly)
Lineage: Eukaryota; Metazoa; Arthropoda; Insecta; Diptera; Tephritidae
Source: RefSeq, a predicted model, not a curated record
AUGGCCACAACUUCGGCCACUCGUCAAAUGGCUAGUACCAGCAAGAAUGAUCAAUCCACUUGCGAGGAGGAAACUGAAGAGUUUGAAACUACUUUUACGCCAGUUCAAAAAUUAGAAGAAUGUGGCAUUGCAACUACGGACGUUAAAAAACUGCGAGACAGCGGAUAUCACACCGUCGAGUCAAUUGCCUACUCAACCAAGAAGGCUCUAGCUACAAUCAAAGGCAUCACCGAGCAGAAAGUUGACAAGAUUAUGGUUGCUGCACUGAAGAUGGUGCCGAUGGGAUUCUCAACUGCAUCAGAAUACCACGCAAAGCGAGCUGAAAUUGUUAUGAUUUCAACUGGCUCAUCAAAACUUGAUGCCAUGCUCAAGGGAGGAAUAGAAACUGGCUCCAUUACUGAACUAUUCGGCGAGUUUCGAACCGGCAAGUCUCAACUGUGUCAUCAACUGGCAGUCACUUGUCAGUUGCCCAUCGAUAAUGGCGGUGCCGAAGGCAAAUGCAUGUUCAUCGACGCAGAAGGUACCUUUCGCCCCGAGCGCUUCAUCUCCAUAGCUCAACGCUACAAGAUGGACCCAAAAGAGGUGUUGGAAAAUAUAGCUUACGCCCGAGCUUACAACACCGAUCAUCAGACGCAACUCCUCAUUGAUGCGGCAGCGAUGAUGUCAGAGUCAAGAUACGCUCUUCUGAUCGUUGACAGCGCUACCGCUUUGUACCGAACUGACUUUAGCGGACGCUCCGAGUUGGCUGCUCGGCAAAUGCACCUGGCUCGCUUUCUUCGUAUGCUUCAGCGUCUUGCUGAUGAAUUCGGCAUUGCUGUUGUCAUCACAAACCAGGUGGUGGCAAAUCCUGAGUCUUCAAUGUUCAGCGGUGAAACCAAGCGGCCAAUUGGUGGACACAUUAUCGCCCACGCGUCCACGACCCGGCUGUCUUUUCGCAAAGGCAAAGGAGAAAAUCGUCAUUGUAAAAUUUACGAUUCGCCAAGUUUACCCGAGGAAGAAGCGCUUUUUGCGAUUCACCACGAUGGCAUCGGAGACUCAAAAGACGAAUAG